This is a messenger RNA of Dovyalis caffra, 909 nucleotides long. The record is from the annotation of a GenBank genome assembly. Lineage: Eukaryota; Viridiplantae; Streptophyta; Magnoliopsida; Malpighiales; Salicaceae.
AUGGCCAUUCCUUGUCCUCAUUUCAAUUUUGCUAUUUCUGAGAAACCAGCCAUGGAGACACUUUCUCAAUCUCCAGUGGUUUUGGUUCAAGAUGAGCUUAAAAAGAUAGCAGCUUACAAAGCUGUGGAGAUGGUGAAAUCAGGCAUGGUUAUUGGGCUUGGUACAGGUUCUACAGCAAAGCAUGCUGUGGAUAGGAUUGGCGAGCUUUUGCGUCAAGGGAAGCUUGAAGACAUUAUAGGUAUACCUACUUCAACAAAAACACAUGAACAAGCUUUGUCUUUGGGUAUUCCUUUAUCAGAUCUUGAUUCACACCCUGUCCUUGAUAUUGCGAUUGAUGGGGCUGAUGAGGUUGAUCCUGAACUCAAUUUAGUUAAAGGUAGAGGUGGGUCUUUGUUGAGGGAGAAAAUGGUGGAGGGUGUUUGUAAGAAGUUUGUGGUUAUUGUUGAUGAAUCUAAAUUGGUUAAGUAUAUUGGGGCUAGUGGUUUGGCUAUGCCUGUUGAGAUUGUUCCUUUUUGUUGGAAAUUUACUGCUCAGAGGUUGCAGGAAUUCUUUGAGUAUGCAGGUUGUGUGGCAAAGUUGAGAACUUUUGCGAGUUCUAAUGGGAUGGAGAAUUGUGUUUUGCCUUUUGUUACUGAUAAUGGGAAUUAUCUUGUGGAUUUGUAUUUUAAGGGAGAUAUUGGGGAUUUGAAGGCUGCAAGUGAUGCAAUUUUGAGGUUAGCUGGUGUGGUUGAGCAUGGAAUGUUUCUUGAUAUGGCUACUACUGUUGUAGUUGCAGGGGAGCUCGGAGUCACCAUCAAGAACAAGAUUAUAAGGGAAGAAAUUUUGUCUCGUUUGUAUCAAUUUACAAUCUAUGAGGAUGAUUCUCCUCAAAUUUUGGUAUUCUCUCUGAGGAAGAUUCUUAUGUCUUAG